GUAGUGUAUUUUCGGGAGAAGGUUAGUGAUCAAGAAGUGUCAUUGCGGUAGCUUUUAUGUGUGUAUUUCCUUAUCACUGGCAGCGCCUGCACACGUAUAUGCUAGUUUCGGCGAUAGAUAAAUCCGUCCCCGCAGCAGAGAACGGACAAUGGCGCAAGCAACACCGAUAUUUUUCUCGUGUAUCCUUUGCUUAGUUUACGGAGCCUAUGGAUUUUAUUUGCCAGGCUUGGCCCCUGUCAACUACUGUAAGGCCACCGAACGUUCAGAAACAUGCAAGUCGGAGCUGAAGAUGUACGUGAACAGGCUGAAUUCAGAAAAAUUAGUUAUACCUUAUGAGUAUCAUCAUUUUGACUUCUGCUCUGCAGUGGGAGAUUCACCCGUUGAAAACUUGGGACAAGUAGUGUUUGGUGAACGUAUUCGUCCAUCUCCUUAUGAGUUGGAAUUUUUAAAACCUAUAAAUUGUAAAACUGCAUGUAAAAAAACAUACAGUGGUGGAGAUGAAGCGUCUGAGAAAAAAUUGGAGUUAUUGAAAAAGGGAAUGGCCCUUAAUUAUCAGCAUCAUUUUAUUGUUGAUAAUAUGCCAGUCACAUGGUGUUAUCAGGUAGAAGAUGAAAGACAAUAUUGCAGUACCGGUUUUCCUAUGGGAUGCUAUUUUCGAAUAUCUCAAACCCAACAGGAUACUUGUAGCAUUAAUAUCCGUGUUGGUGAUAAUAUGGCUUACACCAAACCAAAAACUUACUAUUUAUUUAAUCACUUGGAUUUUACCAUUACGUAUCAUAGUGGAAUAAAAGAGGAAUGGGGAACAAGUUUUAAAGAAAAUGGUGGUCGAAUAAUAUCUGCAAAAGUUGUACCACGUAGUAUUAAACAUGAUCCAAGUUCACCUGAUUGUGGAAGUAAGAUACCAUUAGAUAUUCCUGCUGAAAAUCUUGCACAUGAUCAAAAAUUAGAUGUUGUGUAUACAUAUUCAGUCAAAUUCCAAGAGAACAACACAAUUAAAUGGUCUUCCAGAUGGGACUAUAUUUUGGAAUCAAUGCCGCAUACCAAUAUUCAAUGGUUCAGUAUUCUAAAUUCUCUCGUAAUUGUUCUGUUUCUUUCUGGAAUGGUAGCAAUAAUUUUGCUUCGAACUUUGCACAAAGAUAUAACACGAUAUAACCAGGCCUAUUUCCAGAUAGAGUCAGGAGAAGAUGCUCAAGAAGAAUUUGGGUGGAAACUUGUACACGGGGAUGUAUUUCGUCCUCCAAGGAAAGGAAUGUUACUUUCAGUUUUACUUGGAUCAGGAAUUCAAGUUUGUUUUAUGACCCUUGUUACACUAGCAUUCGCGUGCUUAGGGUUUCUCUCACCCGCAAAUAGAGGAGCAUUGAUGACAUGUGCACUGGUAUUAUAUGUCUGCCUUGGUACUUGUGCUGGAUAUGUAUCUGCGAGAAUUUACAAAAGUUUUGGCGGGGAGAAGUGGAAUUUUAAUGUAUUUCUAACGUCUAUGCUGAGUCCUGGAAUUGUCUUCAGCUUAUUUUUCAUAAUGAACUUAAUUUUUUGGGCAAAAGGAAGUUCAGCGGCGGUUCCCUUUAGUACUCUUAUAGCUCUUCUGGCCUUAUGGUUUGGAGUAUCAGUUCCUCUGACAUAUAUUGGAGCGUAUUUCGGAUUUAAGAAACGGCCACUGGAACAUCCAGUAAGAACUAACCAAAUUCCUCGCCAAAUACCGGAACAGAGCUUUUAUACACAAGCCAUACCUGCGAUAGUGAUGGGUGGAGUACUACCAUUUGGAUGCAUAUUUAUUCAGUUGUUUUUCAUAUUAAACUCUUUAUGGUCAAACCAAAUAUACUACAUGUUUGGAUUUCUCUUCUUGGUUUUUCUUAUACUGGUAAUAACUUGUUCAGAAACAACGAUUCUUCUUUGCUACUUCCACCUUUGUGCAGAGGACUAUCAUUGGUGGUGGCGCAGUUUCUUAACAUCAGGUUUCACAGCGUUUUAUUUGUUGAUUUAUUGUAUACACUAUUUUGUCACGAAGCUGGAUAUAGAAGACGCAACAUCUACCUUCUUGUACUUUGGAUAUACAUUGGUCAUGGUAUACUUAUUCUUUUUACUAACAGGUUCAAUCGGAUUUUUCGCCUGCUUUUGGUUUGUGCGGGAAAUUUACAGUGUGGUAAAAGUUGAUUAAAUAUCUAUUUUUUCGUGCAAAAAUAUUGUAAAAUAAGUUUUUAUAAACGAAUCAUCUCAACAGAACCAGCUUUACUGUGGAUAUUUGACAGUGGCCGACUUGUACUUCCGUGUUAACCGAUGUUCACACGUGUGUAAAAUUAUGUUGAUAAAAAUGUAAGUCACGAUAAAAAUACGAACUCGGUGAGCUGUACAAAUUGGUCACCAAAUUACAAACGUAAUGUUAAGAUUUUUAUAAAUAGUCAAUUUUGUGACUGGUACAUGCGACACCCGCAUACAAUUAUCAUUUUUGUAAAUUAAAAUAGCUGUAAUAAUAGUAUUAAUAACGUUAUUCACGAAAAAUAAAGUCAUUUAAUAAUUUA
Messenger RNA from Orussus abietinus, 2516 nucleotides. RefSeq names its product transmembrane 9 superfamily member 2 (gene TM9SF2). The record is from RefSeq and is a predicted model, not a curated record. The transcript has 15 exons. Lineage: Eukaryota; Metazoa; Arthropoda; Insecta; Hymenoptera; Orussidae. Gene Ontology annotation, cellular component: membrane. Bases 149 to 2155 code for a protein of 668 amino acids. Gene Ontology annotation, biological process: protein localization to membrane.